Ostreobium quekettii is the source of this 2456-nucleotide messenger RNA. The record is from the annotation of a GenBank genome assembly. Lineage: Eukaryota; Viridiplantae; Chlorophyta; Ulvophyceae; Bryopsidales; Ostreobiaceae.
GACUCAAUCGGCCGAACUCGUCGUUCGGGUUUGGAACGAGCUCGUCGGGCGGGUUCGGGGCGCAGCAGGGCUCGCCGUUCGGAGGGACAAGCUCGAACCCGUUCGGGGCGCCGCAGGCCUCCACUGGAGGUGGUUUGUUCGGACAGAGCUCUGGCUUCCAGAACUUUGGGGCUUCCCAACCAUCCAAUGCAUUCGGUGGCGGAGGCCACUUCGGUCAGUCUUCCAGCCCCUCCGUGUUUGGCUCCAGCCAGUCCUCCUUUGGUGGGGGGCUGUUUGGUCAGAAUGGGAUGUCAGGGGGAAUGCCCCCCCCAGGGGCGACUGGCACCAAGCACACGCCCUUCCAGAGGACGGCAGAGGUGGAGGGCACCACAACGCUUGGCAAGCCCAGCGUGACAGUGCAUUUUGACCACAUCUGCGCCAUGCGGGCGUACGUGAACAAGACUGUGGAGAUGCUGAGGUAUGAAGACUACAGCAACGGUGACAAAGGAAGCAGUGGUGGGCCGGCUGCCACAGGUUUUGGCUCAGGAGUUGGGGAUUCGCCAUUUCUUGGCGGCUCGACAGGCAGUGCAGCAUCCUUGUCUGGGUUUGGCAACACUGGAGCCAGCAGCAUGUUUGGGGCGUCAUCCUCCACCCCCACGUUCGGAGCCAGCAGCAGCGGGCCCUUGUUUGGCGGCAUGUCCACCCCUUCAGGAGGGGCUUUUGGAGGGUUUGGGAACCCGUCCACGGCCCCCGCUUUCUCCAGCACCAACAAGUUCAGCACGGGAUUGGGAAGCAACGCGUUCGGCCAGUCGCAGUCGUCUGGCUUUGGGGGGCUUAGCUCCUCAGCGAGCUUCUCAUCUUUUGGGGGCUUUGGGACGCCUUCCAGCAUGCCUGCUUUUGGGGCCUCUUCCGCAUCCAAUUUCGGUGGUGGAUUUGGCUCGUCACACGGCUCAACGGGCAGCCUGUUUGGCGGUGCCACCAAGUCUGUAGUUGGCUCAGCGACCACUCCUCAGCCUCAGGCAGGUGGAACGUUCGUCGGUGGUGGUGCCUUUGGCUCCACAACUGCAGCGAGCUCUACCUUUGGCUCUGGCUUCAGAGCGCCUCCAGCAGGCGGCUUUGCAAGUUCAGGAUCUUCUUUGUUUGGAACCAGUUCUUCGGGGAUUUUUGGUGCUUCAACAGGUGGCGGGUUGAGCUCUUUUGCUCCUAGUCAGCCCUCCGCAUUUGGAAGCUCCUCUUCAUCAACACUGUUUGCCUCAAAACCAGGUCCUGCAGUGGGCGGAUCUGUCUUUGGGCAGCCUGCGCCAACGGGAGGGUUCGCUCAGCAAGGAUCUUUCACUGGGGGCUUUGGAGGCGCUCAGACUGGCAGCUUGUUUGGCUCAGUGCAGCCAUCAGUGUUUGGCAGCAGCACUGCAGCACCUGCUGCAGGUUUUUCGUUUGGACUCGCCAGUCAGCAGCAACAACAGCAGCAGCCACUGCAGCAGCAACAACAGCCACAGCCCCAGGCAUCCCCCCACACGAGUCCGUAUGGAACUAACUACCUUCCAGAGCUGCCCAACCCAACCCCGGCUAGCAGCAAAGCACCUGAGACUACUGGAUCAGGCCCAGUGUUCACAAUAGUUACUCCCCCCGAGCUGCACAUCCACCGACGCCUACCGCUCAUGUUGCCCCCAUCCACGGAGCGAGGGAGCAGGGCAAGAUUUGCUGCCAGGCGAAGGUCAGGCUACAAUGUCAGGGAGAGACGGCGCCUGGAUGACCUGUUUGGUGAGCCCUUUGAGAAUCCCUUCGACAGGGGUGUGGAGAACAAGGAGUGGAUGCCCCCAUCCAUGUGGAAGACAGACAAGGACAACCCGCUGGAGCUUUGGGAUGUUAAGGCACACCUGCCGGCGACUGUUGAGUCAGCAGUACUGGCGCCAUGUGGCACAAGUGGGGCCCCCGAGCCCAGCAGGGAGAUAACCCCAGAGAAAUCCCAGGGGGUCAGGAAUGGUGAAAGCCAAUUCCUUGAUGAGGAUGAAAUCGUGAAAAUAUUGCCAGAGGUGCUGAGCAACGACUACUACACUGUCCCUGACAGCCAUGGGCUGAAGAACAUGUUGCGGGGGGACGCCCAUGCACUGAAGAGCUUGUUCGGAUUCACAAUUGGGAGGAAGGGGUAUGGGAAGGUGAAAAUCCUGGAGUCAGCAAAUGUGGAGAGAGCGAAGAUCUGUGACAUUUUCCAGAUCAGGAGAGGCGUUGUUUCAGCAUAUGAGAAUGCACACAAGAAGGAUGUGCCCGCACCAGGGUCAGGCUUCAAUUUGCCUGCAGAGGUGACGCUGCAUGAGGUCUACAAACGCAAGAAAGAUGGGACCAUUCUCAGAGACCCCGCAUCUCAGGAGUCCUUCACUCGACAGCUCAAGAAGCUGUGCCGCCGUGAUGGGAGCCAAUUUGUAGCCUACGAGGCAGAUGAAGGAACGUGGACCUUUCGGGUCCAGAAUUUGUGCUAG